GUAAGCCUAAAAGUUAAAAAAGAUAAUUUUUGGAUUAAAUUGCUCUCUGCUUUACUGCUUAAACAAUCAACAACAACAAUGUGUCAAAAAAAUUUGAUCUUUUUCAAUCUUAAUCACAAUCAUGGCUUUUAACUUAAAAGGUGGGAAUUAUGGGCAUCAUUCUUCAUCACAUGGUUAGAUAUCUGAAAGCGACUUGUAAAGCUUACAACCUUUGAACUCAUCAUUCAUUCAUCGUACGUUUUAAUCAUUCCACUGUUUCUAAUUUUUCUUUUCAAGAUUUCAUUUUUUUUGGAGUAUUUUGUCAAUUGUUGUUCUCUCGUUCAUCUUCUUCGUUACUGCUUCAAAGGGGUCGGUUUAGCUAGUCUAAGCUCCAGCCGCCAUUUUUGUUUCCUGGUAGUGUUUGAUAGUUGCAGCAAUUUUUUCCCUCAUUUGAUAGAAUUCUGACCCAUUUGGUUAGUCCUUUCCAUUUUGAACCCUGCAGCUUAGAUCUGACACUUUCUAUAUUUCUUAUGUUAGUUUGUUGUUGGCUGGAUUUUUCAGUUUCAUUGAUGGAUGAGAUGAAAUGUUUAAUUGGAUGGAAUAUAUGCAUUUUGUAGCCGUAGGAUGUUUCUUGCUGAAUUCGCUUCUCUGACUGUGGGUUGAAAUUUCGUCCGGAUUUCUUGCUUCUUUGCUUUGAAUUUGCAUAAUAUUGCAUCGUCUGUAUUUGAUUUGAGUGAAAAAUCUGACAUUGGUAUCCUUUUUAUUGCAUAACUGGGAAGUACUGGGAUUUUAGGGGAUUUGGAUAUUUUUCAGAGUUUGUCUUAAAUGCUCUGCACUACAGUAAGAUCUUGCACCGUGCAUUUGAUUUCCUUUACUUGAUACCAGCUUUAUUAGGUCACUUCUUUAAAGCUAGUCGUCCCCCAAUUGUUUCAACCAAACUUUUCAAUAAUCCAUAUUCAUAGCAUGAUGACUGUGAUCUUUAAUGAACAAGUUUUGCCAGCUCAGUAACAACUAAAAAGUCAUACAGUCCGGUGGUUGGCUACUGCCUACUGAUAGUCUGAUACUGCAAUUUUUUUAAAUUCUUGGUUAGCUUUGAUUAUUUUUUUUUUUUAGCUUGAUGUCAAGUCUUUGUGUCUAUCCUCUGAUUAAUAAUCAUGUUAGUAGUGAUGAUCUCCUUGUGGUUUACCUAUUCUCAAGAUGUAUGUUAGUUCUGCAAUUGAUUCUUUCAUGAUGUUGAUUCACAGUUGAUCAUAGUAUAGCAAACAUUGAUCACCAGGCUAACUUAUUGUAAUGUCUUAAGCAAGUUGAUGAUAUUUCUUAUAUGGCGAAGGAUCACCUAUGUAUCAUUUUCCCCAUUUUGUCUAAAUAUGUGUUAGCUCAUUUAAAGACCUCUUGUCGCCAGUAGUAUGACUGUGCACUAGAAGAUGAUAAUAAAAGAAAAUUUUGCUUGCAAAUGUUCAUCUUGGAGAUGUUUAUCUUUCAGUAAUAACUAUGCAGAACAGUAUGUUUGGAGAUAUCAAUUGUAUCUCUUACAUGAUGAAUGCUAUUGCCCUGCAGGUCUAAGACUGAGUUUGCUGAAUAUUUCUUGAAAUCUACUUUAGAAAUUCAAGAGUCUUGAGUUGUAAUUGAGACUAGAAAAGAAAUGGUUCAGACACUAGAAGGGAUCAAGGGAGGAGGAGGCUCUAUCAAAGUUGGAACUACAGGUACCAUCGGCGCUCUUAUGUCAAGGGAAUUAGACUCCAUAAAACCCGCGCUUCAGAAACCUGCAUCCUUCAAAAAGACUUCCCCUUCCAACUCUGCUUCAAUUGCUACCGGUGCUGCCACUAAAAGGACAUUGAAGCCUAGACCCCAGCCUAAUGAAGCAAGCUGCAGCGGCAAAAAUGCAACUGGUUCCAUUAACCGUGAAAUCAUCCCAAAGGCGAAGCAUUACAACCGAAGGAGUAAUCAAAUUCCAAUGCUUGACUCUGAGAACAUUUCAGUGGAUGGAACACCUAUCAGACAAAAACCAGACAAGAGGCUUUCUUACAUGGUUGAGGUUGUUGACAUAAAAUGUGGGAAGGCAGAAAGAGCAUGGGCAAGCCCUAUAACCAAUCGCCUGAAGAAAAUUGGGUUUUCCAAGCUUUCCGAGAGCAUUAUCUAAGUCUGCAGACUCUUCGCGUCAGCCUUCAAGUUCCUUUGCCAGAGAAUCAAGUUUGAUUUUUGUGGAAGAGCUACUUGCAGAAGGCUUAUCUACUUCAAGCUGACUGCUACCAUUGAGAGAGCUUUCUGGAGGACCUAAUUCGAGCUGGUUGAAGAAUUCGAUUUCUUGUAGUAUGAGGGAUCCAACAGUACCUCUUGUACCUAUUUCGACAGGAGUAGGUUUCACUAUCAUUUUCAUCGGCAUUUGUAGGACAUUGCUAGUGGAUUUACAUACCAUCUUCUGCUUCAAUGCAUUGGCAGGAGGGUGAGUUGAGGUUUGUUCUGGUUGAAGAGAGGAAUUUUGGGGAGUUGUCUUGGUGGGAGAAGUAGUGGUUGGAGUGUGUGGCAUUUUGGUGAGGUUUAACAUCUUGUUGGGGAUUUUUUUCACAUGAAUUCCCAACCUUACCUUCUUUAUCUAAGGCUGUGGGAUUGGCCUUGAUUAUAUAGGGUAUGGCCCCUGUAUGGGGAUGGAGACAAUAUUCAUUGUAUUCAUGUGUAGCUAGUUUGAUACAUUAAAGAUAAUUUAACUCUUUGUACAAAUCUUCCUAACCACUUUGUCUCAUCACAUCUUAACUUUUUUAAUCUUUGGUUGAUGGUGAACAUUCAUUUCCUUGUACAAUCAAGGUUUUAUUGCUGAGCUGAAUUGGUAUGUGAAUGUGAUGCAAG
Messenger RNA from Oldenlandia corymbosa var. corymbosa, 2823 nucleotides. The record is from the annotation of a GenBank genome assembly. Lineage: Eukaryota; Viridiplantae; Streptophyta; Magnoliopsida; Gentianales; Rubiaceae.